AAUAUAUUAUUGUAUGACAUGGCAGUCAAUAGUUAUAGCUGACAAUGACACAUCAUCAAGAGUGCAAAAACUAUCGAAAAACUAUUAAAGAAUUUUUUAAGACUAUAUAUAAUUUAUUUAUGUGACGAUUAAUUGUCACACAAAAACAACUGGUGAAGGGUUAUAUUGUUAAAAAAUUGUGAGAAUUUUAAAGCCAUAUUUAUAAGUUUUUUUUUUCUAAAUGUUAUUGUGAAUUUAAAUGAAACAUGUGCGGGAAUUUCCUUUUUGUUUCCUAUCAAUGUGGAGUGAAAAUCAACAAGCAUCAAAGCUACUAACAAUUUACGGUUGCAUCAGACUGUCAGACUCUUUGAAGCUUUCAUUGAUAUAACGUCACAAAAAAAACUGGGAAUUUCUUUAAUUUAGUAAAUUAACACAAGAGAUUUAAGAAUGUGGGUGUUUGGCUAUGGAUCGUUAAUAUGGAAAGCCGAUUUUCCAUAUGAAAAAAAAAUUGUCGGAUACAUAAAAGGAUAUGUUCGAAGGUUUUAUCAAAAGAGUGUUGAUCAUAGAGGUGUACCAAAUAAGCCUGGUCGAGUGGUGACAUUAAUGGCAUCAAGAAAUCCGGAAGACGAAGUGUGGGGCGUUGCUUACAAAAUUUCAAAAGACAAUAUCGAUCAUGUUGCUAAACAUUUGAAUUCACGUGAAAGUGGAUAUGAAAGAAGAACUGUUUUAUUUAAUCCAUGUAAAACUGUGGGAACAAUCGAUGGGGAUUUAUUAAAUAGCAAUAUUACAUCAAAUAUAUUAAUCACAAAAAAUUCAUCAACUAUUACACUAUCGGAUACAGAUGAAUUGCCUUUUCAUGUAACAGUCUACAUAAGUAGAGAAGAUAGUCCCCUAUUUACGGGGACAGAAGAUUUAAAUACAAUUGCAAAUCAUAUAUUAGAAUGCUGUGGUCCAAGUGGACCAAAUAUAGAAUAUUUGUACAAAUUAGCAGCUGCGAUGCGACUUAUUGCUCCAACAAUAAAUGAUGAACAUUUAUAUUCACUCGAAGAGGCGGUGAAAAAGUUAGAAGUGGAGAAACAGUAUUAUUCUAGUUAGUAAAUUUUCUAUAUAUAUAUAAAUAUAAAUUUAAUAUAUCUAAAAAAAAUAAUAUGAAAAAUCAAUUCUAAUUAUCUCGUCUGUUUUCCAAAUAAAAAAGUUUUUUAUAUUUAAAA
Molecule: messenger RNA, 1190 nt
Organism: Leptopilina boulardi
Lineage: Eukaryota; Metazoa; Arthropoda; Insecta; Hymenoptera; Figitidae
Product: putative glutathione-specific gamma-glutamylcyclotransferase 2
Exons: 4
Coding region: 427-1074 (215 amino acids)
Biological process (GO): glutathione catabolic process
Cellular component (GO): cytoplasm
Molecular function (GO): gamma-glutamylcyclotransferase activity; glutathione specific gamma-glutamylcyclotransferase activity
Source: RefSeq, a predicted model, not a curated record